This is a messenger RNA of Teleopsis dalmanni, 385 nucleotides long. RefSeq lists its product as uncharacterized. The transcript is spliced from 2 exons. Lineage: Eukaryota; Metazoa; Arthropoda; Insecta; Diptera; Diopsidae. The record is from RefSeq and is a predicted model, not a curated record. Bases 59 to 385 code for a protein of 108 amino acids.
AUAACAAAAUUCAAAAUUUUAGUUUUACAUAGUCCGAUCUCCAAAUAAAACUUGCAAUAUGUACAAAAUUCCAUUUAAACAAAUUGUUUCAAAAUUAAACGUUUCGACCCGUACUUACAGCGAAAGUUCCAGGUACAAUUUUUUUAAAUAUUAUCCAUUAUAUUCUGCGUUAUGGAAACAAACCAAUUCUCUUGAAUAUGCGUUAGAGAAGCAGAAGGAAAUUGUUGAGAAGUUUUGUGAUGACUAUGAUCCUCGAAGAACGGAUUUCGUUAAACCAAAUUUAAUGUUAUUGGAUCGGCGCUCAAUCGUUAAAGCUUUGAAAAAGCUAACAUCUCUUGAGAAAAAAAUGGAAUAUUUGCAUAAGAAGAACAGACAUAAGGAGUAA